AUGACAUUGAAUUGGGCUGUUUCACAACCGAAUCGUUUGCUCGAUAACGUUAACGAAAUGGCAAAACGAGUCGUCGACGUUGUAGGCGGUUUAGGCGUUCAGACAGAGAAUGGUACGUAUAUUGCACCAGCCGUAUCACCCGUCUCAGCCGCACCCUCGAUGGCAUCAGAUAAUCUUCCUUACGAGCAAGUCGGUAUUCUCGAGGAGGUCACUGUUCGUCGAACCAAAAAAGCGCCUGGGAAGAAGAAGAAAUUAUCGUAUGAGAUGGAUGAUGAUGCCGACGAACUGCUUAAGAAAUUCGACUCAAUCUCGUCGUAUACAUCCGAAGAUGUGAGCUCGAUUGGUGAGGAAACAUUGAGGGAUAUUCGUAAAGUGCUUCUUGAUGCAACCAAUUCAUCACUCUCAGACGUUCAAUCAACCAGUGAACAGGAAGAAAAACAUGACGAGACUGAAACGAAAAUGACGGAAUAUUCAACGGAUGCAAGCGAUGAAGAUAUUGCAUCAUCAUCACGAGAGGAUGCAAAAAUGGUUUCAUCGAGUGCAGAACGUGACACUUCACCGUUAGUAUCAGAUGUACAAGGUCUGCUUCUGUUUAAUAUUGUACUGGUUUUUAGUUAG
Molecule: messenger RNA, 618 nt
Organism: Anisakis simplex (herring worm)
Lineage: Eukaryota; Metazoa; Nematoda; Chromadorea; Rhabditida; Anisakidae
Source: the annotation of a GenBank genome assembly